Rotaria sp. Silwood1 is the source of this 2892-nucleotide messenger RNA. NCBI's taxonomy places the organism in Eukaryota, Metazoa, Rotifera, Eurotatoria, Philodinida, Philodinidae. The record is from the annotation of a GenBank genome assembly.
AUGAACGAAGCAAAACAGAUCAUUGUCGAAUUUGGCGCUCGACGUCAAAGAUUUAUAUUAACUGAUCUUAUAAUAUCAACUUCAAAACUUCGGCAUUUAAUUGGUAAUCAUUUUGGUAUUAAACUUGAUAAUAAUUCUAUAUAUACAUUACAAAUGUAUAAUAAAACAUUAAAUGAAUAUUAUUCGCUUAAUGAUGAUAAGCAAACAUUUGAUUUAAUUAAAGAUAUCGAUCAAUUACAUCGGUUUCGAAUUAUUAAUAAAUCUCUUCAAUCACAGUCAACGAUUGACGAAGACAUUCAUGUUACCGAAGAUACCGUUCAUAAUGAUUGGGAUGACGAAAAUUUUGAAAGUGUUUCAUGUUAUGAUACUGCCUCAAUUUAUACUAAACCUUCAGCACUUUCUAUGCCAACAAUUAUGAAUCUAAAUAAACAACAAUUGUUCAUGACAGAUAAUAAUAUUCAAACACGUAUUAUUCCAUGUAAAUAUGCUGUUCGAGGGACUUGCCAUCUUGGUGAUAAAUGUUCAUAUUUACAUGAUGAAGCAUGUAUUCGAUCAGCUCGUGAAUGGGAACGACGCUUUCCAUCAAUAAAAAUGCUGCCAACAAUUACAACAAUUGAAUACAAUGGACAAAAUAAAGAAAAUUUAAAAUUCGUCUCAAAAAAACCAAUUGAUGAUGAUGAUGAUGCCGAAAGUUCACAUAGUGAUUGUUUGAUUAUUGAAUCAAAGAUAUCAACACCACAAUACAAUGAUUCCAAUUUUCAUUUUACAUCAACGAAUAUAUUGCCACGUAGUUUGUCAAAACAAACAAAUCUUUUACUUAUUUAUGAAAAUCGAACAAUGAAUGUUCAUCUUGUUGCUCCUGUUGUUGAUAUUGAAAAACAAGAACGUAUCACGAUUUCACAUUUGAAUUAUCUUUAUUCAAUACCCAAACGACAUUUAUAUUUAUCAGUACCUUGUAAUAUUCAAUGUACAUCAAUUCCACGACAAAGUCGAAUUAUGUAUAUAUCAUCAUCAGCAGCCGCAACGCAAAAAAUUUCGUUAGGUUUUAUAUGUGAAGUUCCUUCAUUACAUAAUCGUUUACGUCAUUUAAUUUUAUUUGAUGAUGGUACGGCUAAAUAUACAGGGGACGAUGAUCUUAUAUAUUUAUGUCUUUGUCAAGAUUUUGAACGAAAUUCUCGUUUAGUUGAAUCGAAAUUAAUUCGACAAAAUUUUGAAAAAUUACUUUCAAAUAAAUAUUUACACAAACAAAAAUUUCACAUUCAUAACUAUGUUAGAGUAAAAAAAUUUGAUGAUAAAUAUCAUAAUGCACGAAUAAUUGAUGUUGAUUGUUCACUAAUAAAAUUAAAAUUUUAUGAAAGACAAGCACAAACAGAAAUAUGGAUGCAUCAAUAUUCAUUAUUAAUUAAUGAUACAAUUAUAGCACCAAUAGAUAUAGCAAGUCCUAUUAUUUUACAAAAUAAACGAAAAUAUGAUGAAAUAUCAACAACUUCUCGCUCAUCAUCACCAGUAUCAAUACGUCCAUUACCUUCGAAAUUCUACCAACCACAUCAAUGUUCAUCUCAUUGUGUCUUGAUUGCUGAAGAAAAUUUCAUGCCAUACUGUAUCAUACAAAACCCCUAUACAUUACCAUUUUUAUGUGGUUGGAAAUAUUUUCACGUUGAUCGUUAUGCAAAAGGUGGAUUUAAAAAAAAACCUUAUACACGUAAAACAACAUCAUCUCGUGCAAAUUAUUUAUAUCGUUCACCAUGUGGUCGUUCAUUUUUAACAUUAGAUGAAGUUGAACAAUAUUUAUUACAAACAAAUUCUAAAUUAACAAUUAAAUUUUUUGUUGAUGAUCGUACAACACGUCUUGACCCAUGUAUUAAAUAUGAAUCAAAAUUUAUUCUUAAUGAUGAUAUAACACAAGGAAAUGAAUAUGUUAGAAUACCAGUUUAUAAUGAAAAUAAUUCAAGUCUUCCAGAGCCAUUUAUAUACGGAACGGAAACUCGUUCGAAAUUAAUAUUUGCUAAUGAUACAACAACAAUGACAUGUUGCUCAUGUACAGAUAAUUGUCGUAAUCGAAUGAAAUGUCCCUGUUGGCUGAAAACAUUUGAACAAGCUAAAUUAAAUGAUAAUGAACAAAUCUUAAAUUGGCAACGACAACAUUUUACUGAUGAACAAAUGAUUUCACGUUUUGCAUAUAUUCAUCAACGUUUAAAAACUCCUGUUUGGAGUGGAAUAUAUGAAUGUAAUUCAAAAUGUUUAUGUCAUACAAAACAAUGUACAAAUCGUCUUGUACAAAAUAGUUUAUAUCAACAAUUACAAUUAUUUCAUACGAAUACAAAAGGUUGGGCUUUACGUGUUCUUCAUGAUAUACCAUAUGGAAGUUUUAUUAAUGCUUAUGUUGGAGAAUUAAUAACUGAAGAAAUGGCAACUAAACGUGACUUUAAAUAUUUGGCUAUAUUAGAUCAUAAAAGUCAUUUAAAUACAACUGAUAAUAAAAAACGAACAGAAUCACCAAUAAAAGAUAAACUUAAUGAUAUUAGCAUAUUAAAUGUAAGAGGUCGAAUUCCAGUAAAACGUUGUAUAAAAUUAUUAAGUGAUAAUGAAGAUGAUGAAAAUGAUGAAGAUGAUGAUGAUGAUGAUGAUGAUUCAUGUUUUAUUCUCGAUGCUAAGCAUUAUGGUGCCAUAAGUCGAUUUUAUAAUCAUUCAUGUAAACCAAAUGUGCAUAUUCAAAAUGUAUUUAUUAAUUCUCAUGAUCCACGAUUUCCAGUUAUUGCACUUUUUGCUUGUCGAAAUAUUCGAGCUGGUGAAGAAAUAUGCUGGGAUUACAAUUAUACAGUAGGUUGUAUGCCCAAUGUUCGUAUUGAUUGUCAAUGUCAAGCAUCGAAUUGUCGUGGUCGUUUAUUGUGA